AUGACCAACAGCAGCUUCCUCACCGAAUUCCUCCUCCUGGCAUUUGCGGACAAACGGGAGCUGCAGCUCUUGCACUUCUCACUCUUCCUGGGCAUCUACCUGGCUGCCGUCCUGGGCAACAUCCUCAUCAUCUCUGCCAUAGCCAGUGACCACCGCCUGCACACCCCCAUGUACUUCUUCCUCCUCAAUCUCUCCAUCCUGGACUUUGGCUCCAUCUCCACCACUCUGCACUAUGGGACACUCAUGGGCAGCAGAGCUUGUGUCCAAAUGGCAGGAGCUGCCUGGGCCAGUGGUUUUCUCAAUGCAGUGCUGCACACUGCGAACACAUUUUCAAUUCCACUCUGCCAAGGCAAUGCUGUGGAGCAGUUCUUCUGUGAAAUCCCCCAGCUCCUCAGGCUCUGCUGCUCUGACUCCUACUUCAGGAAAGCUGGGGUUACUGCGGUUAGUUUUUGUGUAGCUUGUGAGUGCUUUGUGUUCAUUGUGCUGUCCUGCGUGCAGAUCUUCAGGGUCGUGCUGAGGAUCCCCUCCGAGCAGGGCCGGCACAAAGCCUUUUCCAUGUGCCUCCCGCACCUGGCCGUGGUCUCCCUGUUUGCCAGCACUGCAAUGUUUGCCUACCUGAAGCCCCCCUCCAUGUCCUCCCCAGCUCUGGAGCUGGUGGUGGCUGUUCUGUACUCAGUGGUGCCUCCAACACUGAACCCGCUCAUCUACAGCAUGAGGAACAAAGAGAUCAAAGAGGCACUGAGGAAAUUGAUUCAAUGUGUAGUAUUUUACCACUCAUAG
This is a messenger RNA of Dromaius novaehollandiae (emu), 780 nucleotides long. RefSeq names its product olfactory receptor 14J1-like. The record is from RefSeq and is a predicted model, not a curated record. Gene Ontology annotation, cellular component: membrane. The coding region runs from base 1 to 780 and encodes 259 amino acids. NCBI's taxonomy places the organism in Eukaryota, Metazoa, Chordata, Aves, Casuariiformes, Dromaiidae. The transcript is spliced from 2 exons. Gene Ontology annotation, biological process: G protein-coupled receptor signaling pathway. Gene Ontology annotation, molecular function: G protein-coupled receptor activity; olfactory receptor activity; odorant binding.